Molecule: messenger RNA, 1827 nt
Organism: Aphis gossypii (cotton aphid)
Lineage: Eukaryota; Metazoa; Arthropoda; Insecta; Hemiptera; Aphididae
Product: sodium/hydrogen exchanger 9B2-like
Exons: 8
Coding region: 232-1827 (531 amino acids)
Biological process (GO): proton transmembrane transport
Cellular component (GO): membrane
Molecular function (GO): antiporter activity
Source: RefSeq, a predicted model, not a curated record
CAAUACUCGUUAGUCUGCGUUUGCUGAUCCUAACGGCAACAUGAUUUUGCCACACUGCUGCAAUUCAAUCGCUUGUUCACCAUGGUCAUAAUAAGUUCCGAUCAAAUGCGUGUUGUUAACGUGUCUGUUAGUGCGUUGCGAUAUCGAACUAACAAUUUUUCAGUUUGAAUUUAAAAAGAACACAAAUCCGAAAAUUGAUUUGAAAAAAUAUUGUUAUUGACUGAGAUUACGAUGACGGGCGACGGAAACGGCGCAAAGUGCAACCCGGAAACGCAUCAACUCAACCCGCAGGACGACGCCCGCGUGCAGUUCACGGACACUUGCAAUGCAGAUGUCGGUUCGACUUCCGCGAGCCGUUGUGGCGGGCGGCUUCCAGUCAUCGCGGCCAACACCGCGGCCACGGUUCUGGCCGUGAUCAUUGCGUGGACGCUGCUGUACGUGAACGUGUCACCGGAACUGAUGGCCGUGCCCGGCGGCAGUCUGGCGUCCAUAUUCAUGCUGUACGUGACCGGAACUGUGGCCGGUCAACUCAUCACUAAGGUGGGCGGUCUGCCUCCGCUGCUGGGUAUGAUGCUGGCCGGUAUCGCUCUCCGGAAUUCCGGUCUGUACAACGUCACCGGUUGGUGUUUCCAAUUGGUGUCCACCAUGAGAGAAGCCGCACUUACUGUCAUAUUGAUCAAAGGCGGCCUGGAGUUGAACGCCGGUCAAUUGCGCCGGCUAAGCGGUGUUGUUGCCAGGCUCACGGUGUUGCCGUGCGUGGCCGAAGCCGUGGCCGCAGGUGUGGCUGCACAUUUCAUUUUGCCCGAUUUUUCGUUAGUGUGGGGCCUGACACUCGGGUUUACUUUAUCAGCCGUCAGCCCGGCCGUAUUAGUUCCAAGUCUAUUCCGACUUAAGCGCUUAGGGUAUGGCGAAGUAAAAGGUAUUAACACGCUGUUGAUUGCUGCUUCAAGUUUGGAUGAUGCUGUAUCUAUCAGCGCCUUUGGUAUUUUGUUAGGUGUCUUAUUCUCGACUGGUAGCUUGACCAGUAAGAUAAUACAAGGACCAAUAGACGUGUCAAUUGGAACCGUAAUGGGACUUAUUUGGGGUUGCGUUUUGAUUUUUGUACCCCCAUCGCCUUGGUCCGUGAUGUACAGUAAACGAAAAAGCAAUUGUCAAAAUACCAAAAAAUCAGAAAUAGAAAAUUCUGUAACGGCCAAAAGAUCGUUUCUACUAGGAACGGGCGGGUUCUUAGCAGUGACCGGAAGUCAGUGGUGUGGAUAUCCAGGAGCAGGGCCGCUGGCGUGUAUCAUAUCAGCAUUCGUGGCAGGAACUGGCUGGAGAAAACAGUCAGCUCAACAUAAACAAAAUAACUCAGUGAUCUCAGCUGAAGGAGUUGAUGGAGGUGGCGAGGAUAUCGAGGACGAUGAGCUUCCAGUAGUACAGGUGUUCGAACAUGCUUGGACAGGUUUACAGCCGGUGCUAUUCGCAUUCAUAGGCACCGAUCUUAAGUUCGAAUUACUGAAAAGAGGAGACAUCUUUCUCGAGCUGCUCGUACUAGCGUUCGGACUCAUAGUUCGCCUAAUUAUCACCACGUGCUCAGUGAUUGGCACAGGUUUCAGUCGUAAGGAAGUAUUAUUUGUUAAUAUUGCUUGGCUUCCGAAGGCUACAGUACAGGCUGCUUUGGCACCAGUGGCUUUGGACAUCGCAAGGAAUUUGGGUACGUCAGAAGAUGUGGAAUGUGCAACUAGAUUAGUAACAAUAGCUGUGGUAUCCAUUUUAUUGACGGCACCGAUGGGUGCGUUUGGUAUACAGUUAUUUGGUCCUAGACUGUUACCCAAAAGUAGUUAA